Molecule: messenger RNA, 3207 nt
Organism: Dendronephthya gigantea
Lineage: Eukaryota; Metazoa; Cnidaria; Anthozoa; Malacalcyonacea; Nephtheidae
Product: adhesion G protein-coupled receptor L4-like
Exons: 14
Coding region: 43-2937 (964 amino acids)
Biological process (GO): G protein-coupled receptor signaling pathway; cell communication; cell surface receptor signaling pathway
Cellular component (GO): membrane
Molecular function (GO): calcium ion binding; G protein-coupled receptor activity
Source: RefSeq, a predicted model, not a curated record
AUCGCUUCAUCUUGAAUUUUUCAGUUAAAUAAUUUCAGUAAGAUGUUGUGGCACUCCAUAUUCUUGCAUCUUUUUGUAUGUAUUCUGGCAUUCCCGUCUUCGCAAGGACAAAGACAAACUUCACUUGGAUUCCGAAGUUCCACAUACACUGUUGGUGAAGCAGAUGGUUUCGUGUUUGUUUGUCUUGUUGUUACCAAAAAGGAUCCUUUUAAUACGGAUCCCUUAAAUAUUGCUGGGACAUUAACAUUCAGAAAUGGCACUGCAACAAGUGGAGAAGAUUAUUCAAAUGAGGAGAAACAUUUUUCAAUAGAAUAUUCCCUUGCAUCAUGGUGCCCUCAAAUUCAUAUAAUCCAAGAUAACAAAUAUGAAGGAAACGAAACUUUUACAGUUGCUUUGAUGUUACAUAACAAUUCCAAUGUUCAAAUAACUGUUGGCGAAGCGACCGUGACUAUCAUAGAUGAUGAAGUGUCAUUAUGUGAAAAUUGUCAUUCUAAAGCCAUUUGUAAUCUUACAUCAUGCAUCUGUUCAGAUGGAUAUACAGGAGAUGGUGUAAAGACUUGUCAAGAUAUUAAUGAAUGUACGGUAAAAAACUCAUGUUCCAAAUAUUCUUCUUGUACGAACACCGAGGGAUCCUAUCAUUGUAAUUGUCUUAAGGGAUACACUGGAAAUGGUCUGAAUUGUGAUGACAUCGACGAAUGCAAUAUUUCACCUUGUAAUGAAUCUUUCUCAAUAUGCGUAAACAAUCUGGGGUCGUACCAGUGUGUUUGUCAAUAUGGUGUUGCAUAUCUACCAAAAAGAAAUCAAAUGAUAUGCAAAGGCGCAUGUCAGGAAGAAACAACUGGUGAAAGUGCAGCGCAGGGAAUAUUUCUCUGGAGAGCAACCGCGGGUGGCAACGGAACUUUCGUUGAGUGUCCUUAUGGGGCGAACAAUCGUUCCCUUCCCACAGAAGAUGACAGAAGUUUGCAACAUAAUUUAGAAACUGCCCAUAAAGCGUCGCGAUCCUGUCAAUGCAACGAUGAUCUCUGCCAAAGUCCGAACUGGCUGGAACCAGACACGUCUCAAUGUAAAUAUCGCGUCAAAAAUGAAUCAGACGUUACAGAGGAUUUGUCAACUCUCUACCAGGAUAUACAAAAUGGUACUAUAUCGACGGUUGAUGCAAGUAUCCGUCUCGUGAAUUUAACAGAUAAUUCUCGGAAUUUUGAACAAGAUGACGUCUCCCUGACUGUGUCAAUUCUUGAAAACAUUGUCGAAGAAACAAAUCUUUUAAAUAAGACUGGUAAAAAUAUCAUUAAAUCAGUUGACAACUUCUUAAAUGCUGAUCCUGUUAUCGUUUUCCAGAGUCAGAGAUCUGAUAAUUCCUCAGCCAGAGUUUUAUCAGUGGUGGAACACUAUCUUGAAAAUGUUGACAUAAAUGCUGACGAAGAAAUAGAACAAAAUGAACAAAACAUCGCUGUUUCUACUCGAGAAGUUAACCAAAGUGAAUUUCAGGGUGCGGCAGCUGAGUCAGAAAACAAUUAUUUUAGCGUUUACAGCAACGAUUUUAGCGUUAGACCAAGCAGCUCUAAAAUUUCAUUGACAAUGCCUAAAUCAAUAUUUGAAACGUUGAACAUUAACAGCGGAAAACAAAGCCAACGUAUAUCUUUUGUUGUCUACCGAAAGGCGUCUUUAUUUCAAUCUCAAGCUAAAGAAACAGUUGGUGAAAAAACGGUUAAUAAACUUAAUAGUUGGGUAAUAUCUGGAUCAAUCAAAGGGCGAAAAUUAGAUAACUUGGAAGACCCUAUCGUGACAACUUACAAACCGUUAGAAGGUGGAAUACGCGAGAAUACUGCUUGUGUAUUUUGGGAUUUCUCGUUAAAGGAUCGUAUCGGGGACUGGUCACAGGCUGGUUGUGCCUACCAAGGAACUAAAUAUGGAAUAGUUACUUGUAAUUGUUCUCAUCUUACAAACUUUGCAAUUUUAAUAGAUGUGAACAUCAACGAUCGUAUCGAUGAAGAUCAUCAAAAAGCUUUGAGUAUAAUAAGUUAUAUUGGAUGCGCAAUAUCAUUGGGAGGAUUGUUUCUAACCAUAAUCACGAAUUUGCUGUUUAAAGAUUUACGAACGCGAACUCCAAUCAAGAUUUUACUCAACUUCUGCAUAGCUCUAACACUCACGUUAAUUGUAUUCAUUGUGGCUGCUGAAAGAUCAAAGACGUCAUCUGUUAUUUGGUGCCGUGUUGCAGCGAUAGCUCUACAUUACUUUGUCUUAGCUGUGUUCAUGUGGAUGGCUAUAGAAGCAUACAAUAUGUACCGUUGUUUUGUUAAAAUUCUGCUAGCCCCAGACGAUUCGAGUUUUAUGAUCAAGUGCUUUAUUGUUGGAUGGGGAAUACCCGCGAUUAUUGUUAUCGUGACAGCAGUUUUGAAAAUUGAAGAGUAUGGCGAUGAAAAUUAUUGCCGCCUUCAAGGUUUCCCAUUUCAAGUGGCUUUUCUCGCCCCAGUUUUACUCAUACUUCUCACCAACUUUAUUGCAUUUGUCCUGAUCUUACGUUCUCUUCUUACCUCCGGAAAGAAUGUGACCGCAGACCGCACGAUCAGCGGUAUCACACAAGCGAGGCGUGCUAUUUCUAUCCUUGUGGUACUGGGACUAACCUGGGUAUUUGGUGUUCUUGCCAUCAAAGAAGCUAGAUUGGGGGUUCAGUAUCUGUUUUGUAUUUUCAACGCAUUUCAAGGUCUGUUAGUUUUUUUCUUCCACUGCAUCCUUUCCAAAGAUAUAAGAAAAAAAUGGAUGUCAUUGUGUUCGCGAAAAGAAGGGACAUGUACAUCAACUGGUCAUCAUGAUCUUGGAACACACUCCAGAUUUAACGAGAUCGCCGCUAACAAGUCUCGUGUGAUCAACUCUGAUACUGGAAGUACCUCUUUGAGUUCAGACAGGAAUUACGUUGUUUCCAUGGAGAUGAAAUGAAUAGCUUUUAGAAGUAAACGUUUUCUCAGGGUUAACAGUAAAUUAGAAUAGAUUUCUAACACGAUAUCUGUGUCUGUGAAAGAUCCAGCAAUAUCAGUAAGUGCCUAUCACAUUUAGCAGUAAGAUUUAAGGUGGAUAAUCAAGUAUUUUAAAAAAGUCUCGCACGUUUAUGCAUGAAUUUCACUUAAACUUGUAUUCGCAUUAAAGAAGCACUAAAAGUAAAAGUAUAAGUAUAAAAACAGGUAAACUAUGUCUAAUACUUCAAAUAUG